AUGAUGACGGCCUUUCAAUGGGCUGCCAGGUUUUGUCGAACCGAACGACCCGGCUUCCUCUUCAUAGACGACGACUUCGGCUUCCAUCAGGAAAAUCUACGUCCUUUUCUCGGACGCCUGUCAGCAGGCUGGCGAGAGCGCAUGCGUGAGAUGCCCUGGCCCCGACUGGCACCAUAUAGUUAUGGUGAGUUGUACUUCCUGGGUUAUGAACGGGUGAAGAAGCUGGUCAUUACUACGCACUUUCCUCGCCCCAUCCCUAUUGACGACGUCUGGUUGUGUCUGAUUAUGUCGAAGUUGGGUCGGCGCUUCCAGUACCAACCUGGCAUUCGGCUACGCACCAGACUCAAUGGCAUUAGAAAGCGAGACAUUUUAAUGCCGAUGCCGGCUUUGUAUAAAAGACUUCAAGUAUAA
This is a messenger RNA of Dibothriocephalus latus, 411 nucleotides long. NCBI's taxonomy places the organism in Eukaryota, Metazoa, Platyhelminthes, Cestoda, Diphyllobothriidea, Diphyllobothriidae. The record is from the annotation of a GenBank genome assembly.